GUGAAUUAAUUAAAUUUAUUAAACAUUGUGAUUAUUUUGUUCCAUUUUGUCCACCUCUAAUCGUAAUUUAUAAACAUGAUAUCGUUAGUACCAAAUAUUUGGCAGAUGAUAGGUGGUUUCAUAGUUGAAUACAUCGAUAUCGACGUGGACUUCACGCUCUGGCUAUCAUGGCUACUUAUGCCUUUACUUAUUACGUUUCUACUUCCUUUAGUGAUCGUCGUACUCCUUUACGCCACUGCAUCAAUUCUUUAUGUCUACAAAUUACAUAGAGCCCGAUUAAGACAUGCGUACGAAACAGAUUGGAAAAAUGCAGCGCGAAAUACAGUAGCCGCGGUUUGGGAUGCUCACGGAUGGAUAUGGCAUGGUUACGAGAUUGUUGGACUGAAUAAUAUUCCAGAAAACGAGCCAGUGUUGUUCGUUUAUUACCAUGGAGCUAUUCCGAUAGACCUUUACUAUUUCAUAUCCAAAGUAUUCCUUUACAAUUCCAAACUAAUUCACACAGUUGCCGAUCGUUUCCUAUUCAAAGUUCCUGGUUGGUCCAUCAUAUCCGAUGUUUUGAAAGUUAUUCCUGGUACAAUACAGACAUGUUCAUCUAUCUUGAAAGAAGGAAACAUGCUAGCUAUUUCUCCUGGCGGUGUUUACGAGGCACAAUUUGGGGACUGUUAUUACCGCCUUAUGUGGAAGAAGCGAUUAGGUUUCGCUAAGGUGGCACUGGAUGCUAAAGUGAAAAUAAUUCCUAUCUUUACAAGGAAUUUAAGAGAAGCAUUCAGGACAGUGAGUUGGGGUAGAAGAAUAUGGCUUCGGAUUUAUGCAGCAACCAGAUUUCCGUUUGUCCCAAUAUUUGGUGGCUUUCCAGUGAAACUUAUUACUUUUGUUGGCAAACCGAUUUCGUAUGACAGUUCUUUGUCAGCUGAAGAGCUCCAGGUGAAGGUAGCAACAGCAUUAGAAGAUUUAAUAAAGAAGCAUCAAAAAUUGCCUGGAAGCAUAACAAGGGCUCUCCUGGAGAGAGUUUACCAGAUGUCUAGUGAUGUUCGGUAUCAGGAAUAGCCUAUAUAGAUAGAUUAGAGGUCAAGUGAACUUCAGUCUAACGACUGUAUGAUGUAUUACAAUAAUAUUGAAUAUAAUUCUAUUACUAAAUAAUAGUUUCAUGCAAAGUUGACACAACAGAGUUUCAAAUACAUUUGAAUAUUUAUCCGCAACUACAAGACUCUGAGAGAAUUAUAUGUAUAUUGGAACUAGACAAUUUCGUAUACAACAUUCUUGGAUAAUCAUAACAUGAUAACUGCACUACAAAGAUCUGACUUAAUUGCCGAGAAUAUAAAUUAAGAUUGUACAUAACAUUCCACAGUGACAAAUAUUCUUUAUGAGUGUUUAUACGCACCAAAAUUUAACAAAUCAACAUAAACGUUUUACCGAAUUGACCUCGAUAUGAUGAUUUUUAGCAGGUAAUCAUUUGAAAGUACCAACAAGAAAAAAAAUAUUCUUUAUGCAUAGAGAAAUUGUUGUAUACUUUGAUUGCGCUUGCAAACAGUAUUCUUCUCUGACAACUGAUGUGAUUCAGCUCUCUGUUCUUGAUUGACUUGUUCGCUAGUACUAUCUUCCAAGCAGCGUGGACGAAAUUAGC
This is a messenger RNA of Neodiprion fabricii, 1624 nucleotides long. RefSeq names its product transmembrane protein 68. Gene Ontology annotation, cellular component: membrane. NCBI's taxonomy places the organism in Eukaryota, Metazoa, Arthropoda, Insecta, Hymenoptera, Diprionidae. The record is from RefSeq and is a predicted model, not a curated record. The coding region runs from base 76 to 1047 and encodes 323 amino acids. Gene Ontology annotation, molecular function: acyltransferase activity. The transcript is spliced from 6 exons.